Molecule: messenger RNA, 1816 nt
Organism: Anoplopoma fimbria (sablefish)
Lineage: Eukaryota; Metazoa; Chordata; Actinopteri; Perciformes; Anoplopomatidae
Product: importin subunit alpha-1-like
Exons: 11
Coding region: 44-1624 (526 amino acids)
Biological process (GO): NLS-bearing protein import into nucleus
Cellular component (GO): nucleus; cytoplasm
Molecular function (GO): nuclear import signal receptor activity; protein binding
Source: RefSeq, a predicted model, not a curated record
ACGUCACUUAUGGAAAAAAAGAAAAUUACAAGAAGCCUCAAGGAUGUCCGCUGGAAACGACCCCGGAGCUCGUCUCACCCAGUUCAAAAACAAAGGGAAGGAUGCCAAUGAGCUCAGGAGAAGAAGAGCGGAGGUCAACGUGGAGCUGCGGAAAGCAAAGAAGGAUGAUCAGAUCCUGAAGAGGAGAAACGUGGAGAGCCUCCUGGAUGAGCCGACCUCUCCUCUGCAAGAACAAGACCCCAACGCACAGCCUCCUCAGCCCUGGUCUUUGGAGGAGAUCGUAGGAGGAGUAAACAGCCAGAAUCUAGAUCAUCAGCUGCAUGCCACGCAGGCAGCCAGGAGACUACUCUCCAGAGAAAAGCAUCCACCUAUUGACACCAUCAUUGCUGCCAGCCUCAUCCCAAAGUUUGUUAGUUUUCUGGCGCUAUCUGAAUGCCCCCCCAUCCAAUUUGAGGCAGCUUGGGCCCUGACAAACAUCGCCUCGGGUACCUCAGACCAGACCGCUGCCGUAGUGGAGGGUGGGGCCAUCCCGGCCUUCAUCAGUCUGGUGGCAUCACCCCACCCCCACAUCAGCGAACAGGCCAUUUGGGCCCUGGGUAACAUCGCAGGAGAUGGAUCCAACUACAGAGACCUAGUGAUCAAACACGGUGGUCUCCAUCCCCUCCUAGCCCUGCUGGCGGCCCCUGACCUGUCUGUGUUUCCUUCUGGAUACCUGCGCAAUGUCACCUGGACGCUGUCCAACCUGUGUCGGAACAAGAACCCCGCCCCUCCUUUGACAGCGGUGCAGCAGCUGCUUCCAGCCCUGGUGCGUCUCCUGCACCACGACGACAGGGAGAUUCUGGCCGACACCUGCUGGGCCGUGUCCUACCUGACCGACGGCUCCAAUGAGAGGAUAGAGGUGGUGGUGCAGGCUGCCCUAGUGCCCCGCCUGGUACAGCUGCUAGCCUGUGGGGAGCUCUCCAUUGUGACUCCAGCCCUGCGGUCACUUGGCAACAUUGUGACUGGGACAGACGAGCAGACACAGUGUGUACUGAAUGCAGGUGCACUGGCAAUGUUCCCCAACCUGCUGCGUCACCACAAGUCCAAUAUCCAGAAGGAAGCGGCCUGGACAUUGUCCAAUAUCACUGCUGGAAAAGACACACAGAUCCAGGAGGUCGUCAAUGCUGGCCUGAUGCCAAUGCUGGUGGAGAUCCUCCAACAGGGAGACUACAAGACUCAGAAGGAGGCUGUGUGGGCGGUCACCAAUUAUACCAGCGGUGGAACGGUGGCACAAGUGGCCUUCCUGGUCCAGUGCAAUGUGCUGGAGCCUCUGCUCAACCUGCUGACAGCCAGAGACAGCAAAAUCAUCUUGGUCAUCCUGGACGCAAUCAACAAUAUUUUACAGAUGGCAUACAAAACUGGUGAGAUUGAAAAACUCUGCCUAAUGAUUGAGGAGUUGGGUGGUUUGGACAAGAUUGAGGCACUUCAGUCCCAUGACAACGAAGCUGUCUACAAGGCCUCUCUCAACAUCAUAGACAGAUUCUUCUCUGAAGAGAAUGAAGAUGAUGAGUCCGUGGUUCCUGAAGCUACAGCAGACGGCUAUACUUUCCAGAUCCCCGAGGAUCAAAGCACCUUCCAGUUUUAACACACCAAACCGUCUCCUUGUAUCUUGUUGAUAUUUUUGUAUUUUUUUUUUUUUCUUAGACAUUUCAUCCUUGUACAUGACAGUACAAAGAUAAACCCUCCCAGUUUCAAAGAAAUAUUUGUAAAUAAAUGUUACUCCUGCACAAUUUUCUUUUCAUACGGAUGUUUCAGAAAUAAACGGCCUAUGCACCGG